UCGCUUUUAUUAGUUUAGUAACAAUAAACUUAGUACAUGCACAAAACGGCCAAACUUUCCUGCAGCAGAUAUGGCCGUUAUCUGUUUCUACAGCCCACAGGAAAUGAAACAGCACCCUCUGUGUCAAUCAACAUUUGUGAUGGCAGGUUUUAAAUGGAAAAUAUCAUAGAAAACAGGCCUGAAUGUGUCAACAAAUAGCCAACCAAAUGUUGCACAUUGGGAAAGUCAAAUUGAACAAAGUGCUCUGAAGAAUAAGAUCACAUCAGUUUUACAUUAAUUUCCAGCAUCAAAGUAUCCAGAAAAGUAAGUCCAGCACAUCGUAAAUAAAUUAAAAGUCAUAAAGCUGACGUUUUCUUGCUAGCCUUUUAAAGCUGAACUCUAGAAUUAAUCUCAAGGCCUGAGCAGCAUGAAGGAUGAGAUAAUGUCUUUGGAGCCGACGUCUUGGUGAAGCAAAGGGUUGGAUAGCGUGACAGAUAGAGAGUGCGCAUCUUUUAAACACAGCACUAGAGAGAGGAGCAGCACGCAGCACGGGAGCAAACAAACCAUGAUGGAUCUUUAUGUCAGAGGCACCACGUGGAUAAUACUCAUGCUCUUUAUGAUUCCAGACCUUACCCACAGCAGUUCUUGCCCCAGCAGCUGCCGAUGCAGCCCUCAAGGCGCUGCCAUCUGUAUUGGCUCCACCAUCACGGAUAUACCGCCUCUGCCUGUCCACACGUACCUGCUGCAGCUUAGUGGUACAAACAUGAAUGUCAUAAAUGAGCAAAGUUUAGCAAAUCUGGACCUCCUGCUGCGUUUCGGUCUCAUAAAGAGUCAUCUACACACCGUCCAUCCUCGGGCUUUCCUCGUAGCUCCCCAGCUCAAGUCUGUCAAGCUGUCAUCUAACGAUCUCUCGACCCUUCCUUCUCGAGUGUUCAGUCCACUUGCUACUCUUGAGCAGCUGCAUCUAGAUGGGAACCAGUUUGAGAACAUUCAUCCAGAUAUGUUUGAAGGACUCGGCGGGUUGCAGGACCUGGACCUAAGCCGCAACAAACUCAGGAGUCUUGAUUCAGACAUAUUUGAAGGCCUGUCCAACCUCACCUUUCUGAAUCUUGGAAGGAACUUCAUAAAGAAGCUUCCUCCUACCAUCUUUCACUCCUUGACUAAACUUCAGCAGCUUAUACUCUAUUACAACGAACUAGAAUUUCUAGAAGCUGACAUCUUUGACAAACUCAUCAACCUCGUGGAGCUAAAACUCCAUCAUAACCAGAUUGCCAGCCUUCCACCUAAAGUCUUCUGGCCUCUGGGGAACCUGAAAACCCUGACCUUAUCCUCCAACCAACUUCAGACCGUCCCAGAAAAAAGCUUCUACAACAUGCCAAAGUUGAUCAAACUCACCAUUUACAAGAAUCCACUAUUAUCUCUACCAGAUGAGCUGAUGGGUCACAUGCCUGACAUGACAGAGUUUUAUCUAUAUGCCACCAACCUCAUCACGGUUCCUGGAAAUUUGUUUGCUAACAUGUCUGGGCUGCUGAUGCUGAACUUCCAUUUAAAUGACAAUCUGAGGGACCUUCCACCAGAUGUUUUCUGCUGUCUUCCAAACCUUCAGAAGCUCUCGCUGAAAUCCAACAACCUCCAUUAUCUUCAUCCCCAGCUAUUCUCCAAACUAACCAACCUGAAGAAACUUCACCUCAAUGACAAUAAGUUGUAUGGCCUACCAGAAAAUAUCUUUAAGGGUCUUGGAGAGAUUCUUGAAAUUUUAUUAACGAAUAACAACCUUAGCAGUCUUCCAGGAGAUAUUUUCGUGUCCCUUCCAGCUUUGAUGAAUCUGACUCUGAGUGGAAACCCCUGGGGUUGUAAUUGUGCUAUCAGAGGCAUUGCAAGAUGGAUAAGACACAAUGAGCAUGUGCUUUGGGACAGAGAUGACGUGAUGUGUCAUAAUCCAGUCUACCAGCUGCUGCGUACCGUUGGCUCACUGCGUGAUGAAGAGUUCAGCUUUUGCAGUGCUACAAGAGCCAAGAGUUUUCCUCUACAAGAUUUGAGCUGGUCACCAACACAACCACUCCACAGUUUGUCAACCUCUGGACAAACAUCAGGUUUAACUUCCAUAACCACACCCCCCACAACGGCUACUCAAUCCAAGCAAGCGGCUUUCCAAACCACACAAGGAGCUACCCAAAAAGUCACCGACAAAAUAACCACCCAGACUGUAAAAGCAACCACAUCAGAUGAUAUAACACUCUCAGCAUCACUUUCCACUGAACUUAUUGGUAAAUUUGCUCAGAACAUGUCACCUCCUUUUCAUGGCAUAUUGGUGAUUGAACCGGGGCCUGAGUUUGUCCACCAUAACCAUCAGAAAGGCUGGGUGUAUGUGUGGUUUCUGCCCUCAAACACGGCUUUGGCUGGGUUCCUUAUGUUCUUUCACAUCCUUCUAGUAGCUGCAGGGUUGUCGCUCAUCCUUGCUACCAUGUAUGGCAUGUAUCGCCUCCACAAGGCCAUGUAUAAGCUAAAGUCUGAGUGUGCUCGUAAUGAGGCGUAGCGCUGGCUUAUCAGGCUGGUGCACAACUAGAUAAACGAUCCUCUUCUAGCAACAGAUGACAAUUACUGUGUUUGUUUUCUCUGAGCACCCUUCCUUAGGAACAUCAGACUUUGAAAGUGACUUUCAAAAUAAUAUGAUUGAACCCUGUGGGAUUUUUUUCAGAAAAAAGUACAUUUAAAUGGUGUUACAUUUAAUUUUAUAUGAAAGCUAAACUAAUGUCUGUCAAUAGGAUACGAAGCAAAUAUUUGAAUGCUCAUCAUUCAAAUGGGAAGAUUUUAGGCCUAUUUUGAAACCGGGUAGCUAUGCAGACUGCUAAAGUCCUAGCAUCUGUUCAUGUCCAAAUUAUUCAAAUUAAAAGUACCCAACACUGGUAACAAAUAUAACACACACCAGCCUAAUAACUCGUACUUGACGUUGCAGCCACAUAUCAGUGUAAAAGCCAGCAGCAAUAGCAGAUGCAUGCUAUGAUACACAUAUUCAAACUCUUUAAAAAAAUAUGUAUGUGUAAUAAUGAUAAUAAUGAUAAAAUAAGAGCAUUGUAUAAUGUCUGUAUACAUAUAUCAUUGUUUAUUCUAUAGUGGUACAGUUUCUGUUAAAGCCACAUACAGGUAAAGAACCACAGUUUCAAGUCCACCUGUUUUCCACUGUUAGUUUUUCAAGCAUAUAAAGUGAAAACCUGGUUUCUGCCACUCGUCUUUUGCUUUCACCAUGUCUUCAGUCAUACACACUGAUGCCUGUGCUGUAUUUAUAAAUGUACGUUUUAUUUACUAUGCCAAGACUACAGUGCUUCAGCAGCUUAUAGAUAACACACGUCAGUAUUCAAGCUGCGUCUCAGGUGAUUUGUUUCCCUCCGGUGGUGGAUACUUGAAACUGCAAGAAGAAAGAGAAGCGCACGACUGGACAGUGUCUACUUUUAUAUUUGUGCGACGUACAAAUCUUUAUUUCAAAAUGUUAAAGAUGUGUGUGUCAUCUGUUUGACCAUCACCUCUGUUAUUGUGAAUUUGUUUCCAAAUGACUGCAGCUACACUUUAUACACCAAGUGCCUGCUGUGUAUUUCUCCUUGUAUGGCAAUCUAAUGGACUUUUUUAAAACUGCAUGUAAGCUGUGAUGCUGUCAUUUUUUUUAAUUUUAUGCCAUGAAAAUUAUGAUUAAAGUUUUUUCU
Messenger RNA from Oreochromis aureus, 3677 nucleotides. RefSeq names its product platelet glycoprotein V. The record is from RefSeq and is a predicted model, not a curated record. Gene Ontology annotation, molecular function: protein binding. The coding region runs from base 545 to 2515 and encodes 656 amino acids. The transcript is spliced from 2 exons. NCBI's taxonomy places the organism in Eukaryota, Metazoa, Chordata, Actinopteri, Cichliformes, Cichlidae.